Molecule: messenger RNA, 7906 nt
Organism: Onychostoma macrolepis
Lineage: Eukaryota; Metazoa; Chordata; Actinopteri; Cypriniformes; Cyprinidae
Product: beta-1,3-galactosyltransferase 2-like
Exons: 2
Coding region: 3207-4298 (363 amino acids)
Cellular component (GO): membrane
Molecular function (GO): N-acetyl-beta-D-glucosaminide beta-(1,3)-galactosyltransferase activity
Source: RefSeq, a predicted model, not a curated record
GAAAUAAAGAAACUUACACUUAACUUAACAAUUACAUUUUUGUAAUGUUUUAUUUUUACCAAAUUUGUAAAGUUAAUGUGUUUUCCAUUAAUUUUCUCGAAUUACAUUUUAAUGGUUUCAUAAAAUUGUAAUAAUCAAAAGCAUCUCUAAUUAAUUGAUUUUAUUAAAAAAAAUUAUUAAAAAAAUUAUUUAUUAUUAUUUUAUUUACUUAUUUCAGAAAUAUUGUGUAAUUACAUUCAUUCUGGUAAAUAAAUUCUGGUUAAUAAUUUUUAUGCUAAAUAUUCUUUAAAGAAUAAUGUUUUAAUAAUAGUUUUAUUUGUAGUAGUAGUACUAGCACUACAUUGAACGCCUCAUGAAAUCAGAAUUUAUACUAUCUGCUUUGUUAACACACUGACCUACUUUUGAUUUAUUCAUCCAAAAUUUUGCAAAUUCCGUAACAUUCCACAUUAUACAGUAAAUUCCAUUUUUAUAACUUGAUUCCAUGAUUCUGUCCAUAUUUUCUGCAUAAAGUAGUAAUAUAAAGUACUAAUACAUUAAAGUAGGGCUGUAGCUAUCAAAUAUUUUAGUAAUCGAGAAUUCUACCGAAAAUGCCAUCGAUUAAUCGAUUAAUCGGAUAAGAAGUACUUUUUCUUUUUUUAAAUAGCAAUACUAAAUAUACAAGAGAAAAUAAGACAGGUCUCUUAAAAUGAACAAGUAAUUUGUUUCCUUUUUAGAAAAAUUAAAAUUUUUAUUGCUGAAAUUGCAUAUAUUAAUAACUGUGAAAACUAAACCCAUUUAGUGCAUUUAAUUGCCAUAUUACAUUCAAAAUGCAAAUACAAAUACAAAUAUAUAAAAAUAUAAAAAUCUAUUUCAAAUUACUUUAAAAAAGGUAAACAUAGUACAACCUAAAACUAAGACAUGAAUCAAAAUAAUAGUAAUAAAAAAUAGGGUCCCACUUUAUAUUAGGUGGCCUUAACUACUGUGUACUUACAUUUAAAUUAAUCAUUUGGUACAAUGCACUUAUUGUGUACAUACAUGUACUUAUAUUUUUAAGAAUACCUAUAUGUAGUUACAUCUGUAAUUCAUUUCUGUAAUUACAUUUAUAAUUACACUGUUGACCCAUCCCUUACACCUUAACCCACCCUUAAACCAACCCAUACCACCAAACCUGUCCCUAACCUUACCCGUAUCCCACCUCAAUAGCAGCAAAAGUGUUUUGCAAUACAAUAUGAACACAAUAAGUACAUUGUACUUAUUUUUUGAUGCAAGUACAUAGUAGUUAAGGCCACCUAAUAUAAAGUGUGAGCAAAAAUAAUAAUAAAACCUAAACAUUGUGCAACUUAACUUUCAAAUUUCAGGCUAACUACAGCUCAGGCAUGACAUGAGCCUUUACUGUCUUCUUAGAAGGCUUUGUGGCUUUUGUAAGAGGCAAAACUUAGUGGGCAGGAAGCUAACGUGGAACAAAAAAAAGAGUCUAUACACAUAACAUUUAUUAACACAUUUUUUCAGCAACAUGAAUUUAAAGUUAUUUGGAGAAUAAACCCUCUUAAAUGUCUCUCUGCAUACUGGUGUGUGUGUGUGUGUGUGUGUGAUGUGUGUACCAGUCUUUUAUAUUCAGGUGGGGACUUAAACCUGAAUACACACAGACUCAUGGGGACUCAUGGUGGGGACCUAAAUUGAGGUCUCCACGGGUAAACAAGCUAAUAAAUCACACAGAAUGAAGUUUUUUGAAAAUCUAAAAAUGCAGAGAGUUUCCUGUAAGGGGUAGGUUUAGGUGUAGGGUUGGUGUAGGGUGAUAGAAUAUACGGUCUGUACAGUAGAAAAACAUUACGCCUAUGGAGAGUCCCCACAAGGAUAGCAAACCAGACAUGUGUGUGUGUGUGUGUGUGUGUGUGUAAUCCUUUAAAGGAGCAUGUGGUUACAGUAAACGGUAGGGAUGCACCGAAAUGAAAAUUCUGGGCCGAAACCAAGAAUUCUGGAUGUGCUUGGUCGAAAACCGAAACAGAAAAUACUUUGUAAUAAUUAUUUAUUUUAUUAAAUAAUAGAAAUUAAUUUUGUAAGACUUUUUAAUUUAACUCAAUUUUAAUGAUACAGAAUUUAAAAAAACACAAGCCAAUAAAACAACCACACUUUUAUUGAAAGAAAAUUGGACAGAAAAUAUAUUAAUAUUAAAUAUCAAUGUAUUAUUUUUAUUCAGUUCUAUGCAACAGAAUCAGACAUAACUGUUGUUGUUGUUGUUGUUGACUAAUUAUCCAAAUAAUGUAUAGUCCUGUAAACAAGGUUUUUCCUUUAUCAAAAUGCGGCAGAGGUGGUACCAUUCUGAUCACGUGCAUUGUGCACACAAUGUACCCACCCUUUAAGUGGCUGAAACAAACACUUUUUACACACAACAUAUUUUAGGUGUUAUAAUAAUUAAUAGCUAUGAUUAAAGAAAAUGACAAUUAUAAAGUUAUGUUUUUUCUCUCACCUAAUGUUUUAUUGUUAUUUAUUCUUAAAAUAGCCUUAUUAAAUGUUUUCUUUUCCCCCAGAAAUUCUGUGUUGUGUAUCUGGAUUUCAAAUGAAGGCAUAAAACAUUAAUUUCAUUUAUCUUUAAAUUAUUGAAAAUUAAACUUUUUGGCAAACAAAGUGGAUUUACUAUUACAAUCAUGGAAGAAAUGUGUGAUAAUUCCUUAAAAAAUAAAGUUUUCAUAAUUUUAGUAGUAUGUACAUUCUGCUGAACAAAUAUAUUUCUGCUGCAAUGUCUUCAAAUUAAACCGGACUUUUAUUUUGACGGGUUACCGUGAAUACCUUUAAAUUUCUGUGUGUAUAUGAUAUGACCAACCUGAUAUGACGCUAGUUUUACUCAAAUGAAACGGUGAAACGCUCAUGAAGUGACUCUCAGAGCAGUUCUGGAGAUGUUGUUUGUGUGUUUAUGUCCUCAUUGAGACGGCAGACGCUGAAAUCACCGCGAGCGUCACGCGCGCUGCAGUGUGUGUGUGUGUGUGGUAAAGGAAAACGCGCGUCUCUGCCAUUCAUUCAUACAGAGAGAGAUAUGAUCGCGUAAUAUGAGUUAAUGCUCAUCAGAUCGCGUAAAUCAGUGGGAAAUGAAUAGAAAUGAUGAUUCUCUGUAAAGAAAUAUCAAGUAAACAUGUAUAACAAAGAUGAUUUUUUUGUUUUCGAGUUAGCCUACUGGAGGAAUCGUUUCAGCCCUACAUUAAAGGUGCUGUUUGGCUCAUGGGAGAGUUUCUAUGGGUUACAUUAAACCAGGAUUUGUUGUGCUGGCCACAUUGGCCACAUUAUUUUUGUGUAUUUUUGCUUAUAUUUAUGAUUUCUCUCUCAUGCCAGUCACUCACCCUCGUACCUGGUUUAACAUUGUAAACCAAACUAAAUUAUAUAAUGCGGUGUCUGGGGGCUUGUCUGGCAAAAUCAAUGUCUGGAAUUUUUUAACUAAUCAACAAACUAUUGGAAUAUCUACCACAGAGAAAAAAACCACUGCAUCCAUUAGAACAGAAUACAUUUUUAUUCACCAAUAUGUAGCACAUCCUAGCAACUAUCAUUUCAUUCUGGACGAACCUGAUAAAUGUAAGCAGGAUCCGUUCCUGGUCUUGAUGGUCCCUGUGGCCCCCCAUGAGGUAAAUGCUCGUAACGCCAUCCGGAGCACAUGGGGGAAUGAGAGCUCAGUGCAGGGAAAAGCAGUGCUGACUCUGUUCUUGGUGGGUUUGACUGGAGGAGCUGAAGCUCAACAGCAGCUGGAGGAAGAGAGUCGACAACACAGAGAUUUACUGCAGAGCAACUUUGUGGACUCCUACUUCAAUCUGACCAUAAAGACGAUGGUGAUCAUGGACUGGUUGGCCACUCGUUGCUCUCAAGCGACUUUUAGUAUGAAGGUUGAUUCUGACAUGUAUAUAAACCUGGAGAACCUGAUGAGCGUCUUACUGUCACCCAACACACCCAGACAGAACUACAUCACAGGCUAUUUGAUGUGGGACCAGUAUGUCAUCAGAGACAAAAACUCAAAAUGGUACGUUUCAGUGGAGCUGUACCCCGAAUCGAAAUACCCAACGUAUGUGCUUGGAAUGGGAUAUGUUUUCUCCAAUGAUCUUCCUCCUAAAAUAGUGGAGGCUUCUGAAGCCAUAAAGCCCUUUAACAUAGAGGAUGCGUAUGUGGGCGCUUGUCUGAAACGGUUAGGCAUAAAUCCCUCUGGCGCUCCAAAUCCUUCUCAGUUUCGCACCUAUGUGAAUGAUCCUAAAAGUACGGACCUUUCCAAGCUCAUUACAGCAAUCGCGGGGUCACCGGAGAAGGUAAUAGAGUUCUGGCAAAAUGUGAAAGGACACAAAUGAACAGAUGAUAAAGCAGCACACAAAGAUCAGGAAUGAGCAAAAUGAAGAUACAGUACGUCUUCUGUGAAUGAAUGGCUACGAUACACUCGAAAGGCAGUGAUGUCUCGGAGAGAUUCAGUAGCAAAAUCGAUUGCUGUGGAAUACAGGACAGUGAUAGUACUUUGCUCAUAUGAAAUAAAAUGAACAUUAUAAUACAUUAUUACAAUGGCAUUUAAAAGUGUCCACAAAGACACAUGUGCCUAAAUGUAACAGAGUGAAAACAUAUAUUGCAUGUUUUAAAUAUAUUUAAAUAUAAUAACAAAUAAAUAGCACAUUUAAGGUAAAUUAGUAUUAUUAUUUACACAUUAACGUUGACACAGUCAUGAGGUUUUUUCUGCAUCACUUAAAAUUAAAAAAUACUUGGUAAUGGUAAUGUAUUAGUAUGUAUCGGUAGCCUAAUGUAACAUUCAUCAAGUAUUAUAAGUUAUCUUUAUUUGGGGGCUUUUCUCAGUAAACGUUGAAUGAAUGAAUGAAUGAAUGAAUGAACAGUGCCUUGAGAAAGAAUACCUACCUGUCACCGCCUGUUCACGCAGAUAUAGGCUACUGCAGACUGAGUGAGAAUGGAAGGUGUUAUUACUGUAAUCACUGUUGGGGAAAGUUACUUUUAAAAGUAAUGCAUUACAAUAUUGCGUUACUCCCUAAAAAAGUAACUAAUUAAUUACAUUACUUAGUUACUUUUUAUGGAAGGUAAUGCGUUACAUUAUUUUUGAGUUACUUUUUAAAUCUGGGCAGGGCUUGCUUGUUUGUUUUUAAUAUAAAAAAGUUCUUCUUUUACAAAUGUAAAAGCUCUUUCACAACAAAAGUGAAAUGAAUACGCUUCAGGCUGAAGGAAAUGUAAAUUCAUGUCUGUACAGUAGAGGGCGCAGCUCAAACAAAUUGCAUAAAUAAUAUAACGCAGGAGAAGAAAGUUCAACACUACAAAAAUGAAACACAAAUGUGUAAUUUUUGCUUCGUAUGGCUGAAUUGGAUCAUCAAAGAUCAGUAGCAAAAAAUAUUGGUUAAAAAAAUGGAAUUAAAUACAUAAAUUAUAUUUGUUUUAUUUGACAUUUAAUUAUUGCAGGUUUGUAUAAAACUCUGAGUUUCCAUUUGACUGUUUUUAUUCAUUUUGAGGAAUACUGAAUCUGUUUUUGUGCAGGUGGGGUGAGUAAAUAAAUGUUCAUAUUUAGUCUAGAACUACAGUAAGCAUCAUGUUCACACAGCAAGCAUAACAUCUCUGCACUUACUCCUGAUUUCUCUCAACGUGGCCACAUGAGAGCUGUCAGUCAAGACAUGGGAAACAAAGUAACUGGCAUUAUUUAUUUGAAAAAGUAACUCAAAUAUUUCGUUCUAAAUUAAAAAGUAAUGUGUUACUUUACUAGUUACUUAAAAAAAAUAAUCUGAUUACGUAAUUUGUGUUACUUGUAAUGUGUUACCCUCAACACUGACUGUAAUAUUAUGUGCUUUGUACUGUAGUUUCCUCCAGAGGUGGAAAGAGUACGAAAAUAUUUUACUCAAGUAAAAGUACCAUUACAUUAAUUAAAUUUUACUUAAGUACAAGUAAAAGUACCAGUCUAAAAAUCUACUUAAGUAAAAGUAAAAAGUAGCUCGUUUAAAAUUAACUCAGAGUAAAAAUUACUUGUUAACAGUGGGUGUCAAACUCAGUUCCUGGAGGGCCACAGCCCUACACAGUAUAGAUAUAACCCUAAUUAAAUACAUCUGAUCCAGCUAAUCUAAUCAUUUAGGUUUAUUUGAAAACUACAUGGUAUGUGUGUUGGAGCAGGGUUGGAACUAAACUCGUUAGGGCUGCGGCCCUCCAGGAACUGAGUUUGACACCCCUGGGAUAGGCCUAUAAAUCUCAAACUAGUUGUUUUUAAUUAAAGGAAUCAGUUAUUUAGAAUAAUAAGACAUUUGGGCUGUUACCAGGAAAAUUAAAUCAAUAUCAGCAAAAUUCAUCUUUACAAUGCAAAGGAAACACAGAAGCUUCAUCUGAAGUUGCAUUUAGAUGUAUUUACACACUGUUUAAUGCAGGACAUGAAUGCAUUUAACCUGCAGUUACAAAUGCAGAAAUAAUGUUUUGAUAUAUAACACAUAAAAUGUUGAAUACUCAUUUGAAAUUAUAUAUUUUUUUAAAAGGAACUGUUAAUAAGUGAGUCAUUGAGACUGAACCGAAUCAUUUAAACAGUUGAUUAAUUCAGGAACGAAACACCCUCAUGUUGCUCAGAGACGCAAAAUAGUGCUGUGGCUGUGUUUGGGGUUAUUUUUGUUAUCGAAAUAGAGCUAAAACAGGCAAUAUGGUGUCUAAAACGCAAGUCUCUUAAUUAACUUGUUUAUUGAACUAUUGUAAUGAAGAAGAAAAAUCUAUAUGUAAUCAUGCUGAUUUUUGGAGAAAAACGGCACUCUUCGUGUGAUAUUGAUUUACUAUAUGAAAUGAUAUAAAUAUUCCGUGAUCAUUUUAAAUGCAUUUAACACACUGAAUCACGCAGUGAAAGAACGCACUCUAAAUGCGCGCGCACACUGGUCUACUAGACUUCAAGGCACUCUAUAGGAGUGUUUUGUUCGGUUUUUGGCUAAAUACUGAUAAUGUCAAAUUGCACAUCGUUAGAACAACAAUUACGAUAUUAUCGCAGACGAUAUAUCGCAUACCCUUGCACCACUGUCUUUUUGGCUAAUUUGUGCAAAACCUUUUGCUAAACUGCCAAAGCUUCAUUUUAACCACCAAUGCAAUGAUGCAAGUAUUUAUACUUACCUCUACAUGCUUGCGAAGGGUUGAUGUCGAUAUUUAUAAGCUGCUAGUUUGGUUUCCUUAGGCAAACAGCUUACACUGCAUAAUAGUGCAUAAACAUGGCCAGGGGUUCACUUCAUUUCCUUCGAGUUCAACUUCAGCAGAAUACGACGGGGUUUGGUUUUCAGCUGGGUUUGCACCAUUAACGCCUGUCUUGUCCGUCUUUGUCUUUUUCUGAUUUUAGCAGUUUGUUCUCCUGCCCUUUAUUUACUGCAGUAGUUUCCAGGGAGCGAUUUUUUAUUUAUUUUUUACUCAGUAAUUAAUGUGUUUUAAAAUGUAGCGAAGUACAAUACUUCAAACACUACUUAAGUAAAAGUAAAAUUACAGAUUUUAAAAAUUACUUAAUAAUUGUAAUUAUUAAAUUACUAAUUACAAAUUACUAAUUACUGCGAGUAAAUGUAAUUCGUUACUUUCCACCUCUGGUUUCCUCACCGGUGAAUGAGACAUGAGGUAAUCUGACAGCGUUGCAUUCAACCCUCCACCAACGGUGUCUCUCAUCGUGUCACUGGUUAGCCUCUGGUUUACUUGUGCAUGUGUUCUUGUGUUUCGGAGGAGCCGUGGCUUUAGAGAGUGAUUUGCAGUUAGGGUGGGAUGUGCUUUCGAAGCUUGCUUGAUAUUGCUAGCCUCUCUGAAUUUUCCUACCCUACCUUUACUUUUAAAAAUGAUAUUUAAGUUCUACAUGAAUGUGCAACAUAAGUACAUUUAAAUAUAAACAAUGUAUAUAAUGUUUAAAAUUAUGUGUGUAUUUGCAUAUUGUUACAUUUUGUUGCAUAUUAUUAAAAUAGAAACCCUCAAGUCUCCUCUUCAA